Messenger RNA from Cannabis sativa, 3261 nucleotides. RefSeq names its product putative disease resistance protein RGA3. The coding region runs from base 60 to 3146 and encodes 1028 amino acids. Gene Ontology annotation, molecular function: ADP binding. The record is from RefSeq and is a predicted model, not a curated record. The transcript is spliced from 2 exons. Lineage: Eukaryota; Viridiplantae; Streptophyta; Magnoliopsida; Rosales; Cannabaceae. Gene Ontology annotation, biological process: defense response to other organism.
UCAAUACUAGAGUUCCUUCCAUAUUAACCCUUCUUUCUCAUCAUACCUUCUAAGUGAAAAUGGCCGAAGGAGUUUUAUUCGACCUUGCUGCAAGUCUUAUUGAGAUGCUGGGUUCUGCAGCAUUCGAAGAGGCGAGACUGCUUUGUGGUGUAAAGGACGAGUUUCAGAAACUUGUUGGGACGAUUGAAGUAAUCAAAGGUGUACUUCUUGAUGCAGAAGAGAAGAUGGCUGUUGAUAAUCAAGUCAAAGCUUGGCUCAAACAGCUUGGAGAUGUUUUCAUUUUUGCUGAUGACUUGGUGGACAAGUUUCACACCGAACCUCUACAGCGUAGACUCAUGUCUGGUAAUAAGUUUACCAGACAGGUACGUCUUUUUUUCUCCAGCUCUAAUCAGCUAGUUUUUCGUUUUAAGGUGGGUCAUAAGAUUAAAGAUAUAAGAGAAAAACUAGAUGAUAUAAGAGCCAUUAGCAACAACUUUCAGUUAACUAUUCGUCCAAUAGAAACGAUAGUUGUUAGGGGAAGUAGUAUGAGGGAGACCUACUCAUAUGUGAGGGAAGAGGAAGUUAUUGGAAGAGAGGAUGAAAAGAGGGAGAUUAUUCGAAUGUUGGUGGAAAUGGAUUUUGGGGAGGAUGUGUCAUUCAUUCCGAUUGUAGGUAUUGGAGGAUUAGGAAAAACCACACUAGCUCAAUAUGUUUUUAAUGAUGAAAGAGUCCAAAAACAUUUUGAAUCAAAAAUGUGGGUGUGUGUUUCUGAUGUUUUUGAUGUGAAAUUACUUGUGGGGAAAAUUGUAAAUUCUAAUGCUUCUAACAGUUUAGAAAAUUUACAAAAUGAACUUAGAAGUAAGCUAAGUGGAAAGAAAUACCUGCUAGUGUUGGAUGAUGUUUGGAAUGAGAAUGGUGAAGAAUGGCAUAAGUUAGAGAUGUUGUUGAAGUGUGGGGGAAAGGGUAGUAGAGUCUUAGUAAGCACUCGUAGUGAAAUGGUCGCUAGGAUAACUCAGAGUACAGUUGGGCCAAUUAAAGUAAAGGGUUUGAGCGAAGAUAUGUCUUGGUCCUUAUUCAAAAGAAUGACGUUUAAGAAAGGUCAAGAGCCAGUCGAAGGCUCAAAAGAAAUGGAGCUAGGAAUGGAGGUUGUCAAAAAAUGUAAGGGAGUUCCUUUGGCCAUAAGAACAAUAGGAAGGUUAUUGCAGCAAAGGUUAUGGCAGUCUGGAGACUCACAAAAGGAGUUGUCAAAGUUUUUGAAUAGUGAGUUUGCAAAAAUAGAUCAAAAUGAAAAUGAUAUCUUGCCCACCCUCAAAUUAAGUUAUAAUCAUCUCCCAUCACAUUUGAAGCAUUGUUUUGCUUACUGUAGAUUGUUCCCAAAAGAUGAUAUAAUUGUUGUGAGGGAGUUGAUACAACUAUGGAUGGCACAAGGAUUUAUAAAACACUCUGAUGAUAAAAGCCAAUGUCUAGAAGAAAUUGGUUACGAGUAUUUUAUAAAUCUACUUUGGAGAUCAUUUUUCCAAGAGCCAGAAAGAGAUGAAUUUGGUGAGAUAAUGACAUGUAAAAUGCAUGACUUUAUGCAUGAUCUUGCAAUUAAGGUGGCAGGAUCAAAUAGUGUCAUAAUCGAUCGAAAUUCUAACAUUUUUGAUGAAAAAUGUCUCCAUGUGUCAUUAGUAAAUUUUGAUCUUGAAACCAACAACUCACUCGAGAUUUUCGAUUUCUUUUCUCAACAAAAAAGACUUCGAACUUUACUUUUUGAUAGUUGUAAAGGGUUGAGCUUCUCAAAACUAGAGGAUUUUCUGUCCAACUUUAAGUGUCUACGAGCUUUGAGUGUACCUUCCAUGAAAAUUGAGGUGUUGCCAAGGAAUUUGUGUGAAUUGGAACAUUUGAGAUAUCUAAAUCUUUCUGGUAAUUCUGAGUUAAAAGUGCUUCCUAGCUCUUUUAUAAGAUUACUGAAUUUGCAAACUCUGAAUCUUACUAAUUGUUAUAGGCUUGUUAGAUUACCUCAUAACAUGAAUAAAUUAGUCAACUUGAGGCAUCUUAUGAUUGAUGGAUGUGAUAGAUUGAGAGAGAUGCCCCCUGAAUUUGGGUAUAUGAGUUCCCUUCACACAUUAGAUAGAUUUGUUGCAUCUAAGUCCAGUGGGGUUCAUGAAUUGAGCAACCUCAUUAACAACUUAAAUGGAAGUUUAACAAUUGAAGGACUCUGGCGCACGACAAACUACUCUGCAUCAAAAACAACUUCAAAGCGAGUCAUUUGUGAAGGCAAGCAUAAUCUUCAUUCCUUAACUUUAGAGUGGAAUAUACUGGAAGAUAAUGAAAUGGAAAUUGAACGUUUGCAGCCACCUUCCAACCUAAAAGUGUUGCAUAUGUCGCAUUUCCAGGGUGUGAGAUUGGGAGGUUGGGAUUCUUCAUUAAAUAACCUUGUUAAAUUGAAGUUAUUCUAUUGUAAGAAGUGCAAAUAUCUCCCAAAAUUAGAUCAAUUACGUUCUCUUGAGGAACUUAUGGUAUCAGGAGUAGAAGCAGGGUACAUGUGCUCCUCUGGCGAAGAUGAUGAUUUUGACGCCAACUUGUUCUUUCCAUCCCUGGUGACUCUUCAAAUUGAAGAUUGUUAUAAUCUCAAGUGGUGGUGGUGGAAAAAGGAAGUGGAUGGGAAUAAUAUUAGAUCAUUUCCUCGUCUUUCCAAUCUAUCAAUAUACCACUGCUCUCACCUCACUUCAAUGCCCUUGUUUCCAUCUAUUGAAAAUGUCAGACUGUAUAAAACUAGCUCAAUGGCAUUAAAAGAUACGUUUAAAAUGAUGAGAGGAAGCAAGGCACACAACACUCACCCAAACAUUUCAUUGCUAAGGUCUAUGGAUAUUGAACACUGCCCCGAUUUGACAUCACUACUGGUGGAAGGGAUUGAUAACCUUCCUUCCCUUAGAUCUGUCUCUAUAAGACACUGCCGCAAUUUGACAUCAGUACUGGAAGGGAUUGAUAACCUUCCUUCCCUUGAGUCUAUCAGAAUAUAUAACUGCCCCAAUUUGACAUCACUACUGGAAGGGAUUGAUAACCUUCCUUCCCUUGAGUUUAUCAAUAUAGCAGACUGCCCCAAUUUGACAUCAAUUCCCGACAGCUUUAGGAGAGUGGGGAAUUCUACUAUUUGGGGCUGUCCAAAGCUUGAACAGAGAUAAUAUGUAAAUGAAGUUUCUCUAUUGCAACUCUGCGAUGGAGCAAAUUUGUGGUGAUAAACAAGAACAAGGCAGAAAGGGAGUGAUGUAAUUGAAUUGAUUAGUUAUUAUGUUUGAU